Molecule: messenger RNA, 862 nt
Organism: Capra hircus (goat)
Lineage: Eukaryota; Metazoa; Chordata; Mammalia; Artiodactyla; Bovidae
Product: cationic amino acid transporter 3-like
Exons: 3
Coding region: 93-461 (122 amino acids)
Biological process (GO): amino acid transport
Cellular component (GO): plasma membrane
Molecular function (GO): amino acid transmembrane transporter activity
Source: RefSeq, a predicted model, not a curated record
UUUUGAUCGCUGUAUUUUCCUAGCCUAGUACAUCCCUGCUUCCUGCAGGGGAAGAAGCCCUCAAUCCUCAGCGGUCCAUCCCCGUGAGCACCAUGACCACGAUCUUCAUCUGCUUUGUGGUGUGCUUUGGUGUCUCAGCAGCACUCACCCUCACAGUGCCCUACUGCCAGAUCCGUCCUGAGAGCCCCUGGCCAGAGGCUUUCCUCUUUGUUGGGUGGGGCCCUGCCAGAUAUGUCGUGGCUGUUGGCGCCCUCUGUGCUCUUACGUCCAGUCUCCUAGGUGAUGUGUUCCCCAUGCCUCGGGGGAUGUACGUGAUGGCAGAGGAUGGAAUCCUUUUUCAGGGACUUUCCAGAUCCACGACUGCACCCGAAUACCCAUCAUGGCCAUCAUGUCUUCUGGCAUCUUUGCAGGUGAGACUCCACUACACCUUGGCUGGGGGUCAUGGACUCAAGAGGAGCUAAGAUUCUUCUAGCUUCGUGUCCUGCAUCUGCUGAAGUUGGGAAAGAGUUGGAUUAACUGUCUGAUAUUGGAUAAGUAUAGGGGCUGCUGUCAAUCCUGCCUUAAUAUCCUUUCACUCGGGUACCAGCCAGAUCAGAAUUGCAGCAAGAAGGAGAAAACAGAGGAGGAAAUUGAGGUGAAGCCUGAAGUUAAACAAAAUCCUCCAGAGCCUGUAUCUGAAGCAGGAAAUUCAAACAUUCUAAAGAGUCUGUGGUUCCCUACCAGCACCAUCCCCACCCAGAAAUCUGGCCAGAUUGUCAAUGGAUACACCUUCCUGUUUGGUGACCAGUGGGACUUCUUUUUGGUGGUAUUCUGAAAUUGACAGGAUGGGUUGGAAAUAGGUGUCUAUUUCAGGCAAGAAGUG